CAUUCCUUUCGAGUCUUUAUCUGUCGACGACUCCUCCCUUUGAGGACGGCGACAGAAUAGACAACAAAUCUGGCGCCCCUCGACUCCGAUAACGAAGUUGCAUCCUCCUCCAGCGACCGUCCCGCGAUCGCACACCGUCGAAGGCGAUCUUCUGUAAGCGACUCUGGUAAUCGCGUUUCUCCCCUGCGUCUGGGCCAUCAGGCCCAGUACCUGCAGCCGACUUUAAGUCCAAUACCUGGUACACCCAAUUUCCCGAUGUCCUUGAGUAGGAGCCCCUCUCCUGUUCCCGGGGGAGGAUGGUCUUCUCCCGGCCUAAACAUAAACACGAGCGGUCGAUCGAGUCCAGCGAAAUCGUCCUUUGCCGGCCCUAGUAAUGGUGGUAGUGUAACAUGGGAGUCUGCGAGACUCAAGAGUCAAGGUGUCACUGGUUACCCAGCAUUUUCAACACAAAAUCAGGGAUUCUUCACCCGACAUAUGCGCCGUAUUUCGAGUAGUUUACCGACGUUCAACAUGGCGACCGAUGAAAGAUACGCGGAAAAGGAGAAACUCGGACGGGGUCGGUGGAAGAUCCCCCUCAUUGGAAGAAUUAGAGGCAUAGUUGCGCGAACGAGUAGGAUGUGGAAGAUACGUGCGCUUAUAGUGUUACUACUAUUCACUUUCUACUUGCUAUUCUACAUAACUCCUCUUUGGUAUUAUUGGAGGAGAACUAGCUGGCUAGGAGGCGGGGAAAAGUUUGUUAUUAUACUAGCUGCAAAUAUCGGCGGUGGUGUAAUGGAGUGGAAGGGUGCACGAGAAUGGGCUAUCGAAAGAGAUAGUGUCAGGAAUAAGCGAAAAUACGUCGGUAGAUGGGGCUACGACCUUGAAAUUGUCGACAUGAGUACCAAGAAACGAUAUGCGCACGAGUGGCGAGAAAGUUGGGAGAAGGUAGACAGUAUCAGGAACAGUUUCAGGAAAUAUCCAAAGGCCGAAUGGAUCUGGUGGUUGGACCUUAACACAUUCGUUAUGGAACCCUCGUAUUCUCUUCAACACCACCUAUUCAACAAUCUCGAAAAACACAUAUACCGCGACAUAAACGAAUACAACCCUCUCAACAUCAGCCAUCCUCUACAGGCCAAUUAUCUGGAUCCCGAAGCGCUAAGUGCGGUCGGGGACGGAAAUAUCGAUUCUGUGAACCUAAUUCUCUCCCAGGACUGUUCAGGGUUCAACCUAGGUUCUUUUUUUAUCAAACGAAGUGAAUGGACCGAUCGCCUACUGGAUAUAUGGUGGGACCCGGUAGCCUAUGAGCAAAAACACAUGCAAUGGGAGCACAAGGAACAAGAUGCGCUGGAGCAAUUGUAUACGACUCAACCAUGGAUUCGGAGCCAUACGGCUUUCCUUCCUCAACGACUAAUCAACAGCUUUCCAACUGGCGCAUGCUCAGACAAUGGAAAUGACACUCGUAUUCAUUAUAACCAAGAUGAUCGGGAUUUUGUUGUCAACAUGGCAGGUUGCGAAUGGGGUCGCGAUUGUUGGGGAGAAAUGUAUAACUUCCGCGAACUCAGCUAUUAUCUAAACCGAAACCCUUGGGAGCGUUUCAAGGAAGAUUUAAUCGCCGUCAUCUGGUUUAAGUUGACGGGCCAGAAGGUCAAGUUAUAGGAUGACUACCCUCUAGCCCCGUCAAGGCCAUGACCGCGACGAGCAUUUUGGUUUGGAUUGCUGGAUCGCAUUAUCUUCAUAUUUCCCCCCCUUUUGAAUCCUUAUUAUUUGUCUCCAGCCUCGGUCUGUCGGCACAUGUUCCCCUUCUA
This is a messenger RNA of Hypoxylon trugodes, 1784 nucleotides long. Its product is annotated as glycosyltransferase family 34 protein. The record is from RefSeq and is a predicted model, not a curated record. Gene Ontology annotation, molecular function: glycosyltransferase activity. Gene Ontology annotation, cellular component: Golgi membrane. Gene Ontology annotation, biological process: protein N-linked glycosylation. Bases 256 to 1635 code for a protein of 459 amino acids. Lineage: Eukaryota; Fungi; Ascomycota; Sordariomycetes; Xylariales; Hypoxylaceae. The transcript has 5 exons.